Molecule: messenger RNA, 2672 nt
Organism: Oldenlandia corymbosa var. corymbosa
Lineage: Eukaryota; Viridiplantae; Streptophyta; Magnoliopsida; Gentianales; Rubiaceae
Source: the annotation of a GenBank genome assembly
AAAAUAACCAAAUUGGGUAUUUGCGUUUUAUUCUAUGUUUUUCCACAUCUAAACCCACAUCCAAUCCAGACUUCAAAAGUGGACCCUCCAAGUAAAUUACAAAAACCCGCUCAUAAAAUCCGUCUGAAAACGGAUCUCCACCAUCUCCUCCUCCUCCUUCCUCCGUCGGCCACCACAUCACCACCACCACAAAAUCCUUUCUCCGCUUAGCUCUCACACCCAUGGCCGACAACAGAAGCAGCGGAACCAAAGUUCCGACCACUGUAGAUGUGUAUCUCUACAUCCCUAACAUAAUCGGGUACAUAAGAAUUCUCAUGAAUUGCGUCGCCUUCGCAAUUUGCUUCCAAAACAAGAUCCUCUUCUCUUUUCUCUACCUCAUCAGCUUCGUCUGCGACGCCCUAGACGGCCACUUCGCCCGGAAGUUCAAUCAGGUUUCCACCUUCGGCGCGGUCCUCGACAUGGUCACCGAUCGGGUCAGCACCGCCUGCCUCCUGUUGAUCCUCUCCCAAGUCUACCGCCCGGGGUUAAUUUUCUUGUUCCUUUUGGCUCUUGAUAUUGGCAGCCACUGGUUCCAGAUGUACAGUACAUUCUUGCUGGGGAAAACUAGCCACAAAGACGUCAAGGACAGCACUAGCUGGCUCUUCAGGGCUUACUAUGGGAACAAAAUGUUCAUGGGUUUCUGUUGUGUUUCCUGUGAAGUUCUCUAUAUCAUGUUGUUUCUUCUGGCGGAGACUCAGAUUGAGAGCUUGAGAUUGGUGUUGGCAAAUGCUGUGAGGAGGAGUUGGAUCACGGCAGGGUUGCUUGGGUUGCUGGGGUUUGGAUGGGGAACCAAGCAGUUAGUAAAUUUGAUUCAGAUGAAAACUGCUGCCGAUGUUUGUGUUCUUCAUGAUAUCAACAACAAGAAGAAACAGUAACGCUGUUAGCUGUAGUUGUUUAUGACUUGUUAGAUCAUAUUUUGAAGUUGUGGUUUGGUAUGGAGUUGCUUUUUGUUUCUUUUUAUACCAAAAUUUGUUUUUCUUUCAGUUUCCAGCUUUUAAUGUGAAUGCUACAUGUUUUGAAUAGCUUCAUCACUAAUUUUGAUUUGUGCAGCCAGAAAUUUGGUAAUGUUCUUGGAAUAUUAUCAUUCCUUGAAACUCAGUUUAGACAGUUUAUUUUGUAUAGCAAUUGAUUUGUUUGCUGUACUGUCAAUGUGGGGAUGCUCAUUGUUCAAUCAUUUGUUGAAUUCAGUACUCAUUAGAUGAAGAAACUGAGGUAGUCUUUGAUUAGAAUUGUUGUGAAGGUAGAGAACGUAACCAUAAAUUUUUGUACUUGCCUUGAAUUGCUUAGUUUGAGGACUGGCGUGUGGAUUAUGCGGAUAAGUAUGAAUUGUAGUUUGAGUUUAUGUUUCUGUAUUCAAGAAUCCCUUCUUAAAUAGUCAGAUGCCACAGAGAUUAGUUGACACUACAUUGUAGCCUUUUACCAGCUAUGUGAAUUACUUUUCCGGAGCUUGAUAUUCGGCAGGCAAAAAUGGCAGGUCAUUAUGUGUAUUUCUUACUUUCCAUAUCUUAGACCGACACAUUAGGAUCUCGACUUUUCAUUAAUAACUGGAUAAUGAUGACUGAUCAAUGCUCAUCACUUCUGUUAGUUUAACGUGCCAUGUAGGUUCUUACUUGUUCUUUUGUGUGUUGUUCAAAACCCUGUAUGAUGGAGGAGAAACAAAAAAAUGGGUUCUUUUGUUACUGGUCUGAUCAUAUUCAUACGCAGUGCCGCAUUUUAAACAAUCCUGUGUGCUCAAGAAAAUGUUAUGUGUGCUUCAGCUUGCAAGCACUGAUAGGCCUAGAAUGUCCCUUGCAUGGGGAUCCAUUAUAGUUUAGGACUUCAAGACCUUAUCUGUGAUUAGAUUAUUGAAUUUAAUGAAGCAUACCAGUCGUAGAGUUAAACAGGAUCUGUUUCAGUUAGUUUUGAAGCAAAUGCUGUAGCCUUCUAGGACAACUCCUUCUCGCUGCAAUAGAAAUUUGGUAUAUUUUAAGACUAGGUAUGUUUUUAUUCAACAUUUGCCCCCAAGAUCAUUGUUCCUUUUAAUUAAUUAUUGUUUCAAAUUCCUGUACAUGGUGUUAUAGCUAGAUAUGCAGAUGUGGGGAGAUUUUCUUUCUUUCUUUUUUUUUUUUUUUUUUUUUUUUUUGUCUAUUUUCUACUACCAGCUUAAUGAGUAUUAUUAUUAUUAUCUAGUUGAAACCGGUUCCCAGAGUGGUUUUAAUCUUUCUCCUCUCGGAACUGUGUUGUUUUGUGGGGAAGAUACACGUGCUUACGGAUUUUUUUACCUUAAACAACUCGAUGCUCUUUCUCUUUGCCUCAUGAAUACUCCAGUUGCAGGUCGGCAUUGCCCUACACUGGAGAUAGGAAGUUGCUGUUCAAUAAUGCCAUUUCCGCGUGUUGUUUUGGUUUAUUUUUCAUUUUUUCUUUUUGAGAUCCGGGGUGCGUUGCUGUUUCUGCCUGCCUUUCUCCCUCGCAUACCCCAAUGUGGAACUGAGCGUUUUGACUGAUUUCCUUGUUUACCUUGAAUGCACCUUAGUUCAGAAUUGAUCUUUUGCAGUUUCAUCAUAUGUUGAUACCCUGAUCUGCAACAAAUCUUAUUAUAUCGAUUCUGUUAGCUUGCUUGCAGAAUUGUUUGCCCUGACUUCUGAAAUUCGGUG